AAGCCAGUCAAGCAGUGCCCGUGUUCUAGCUGCCCUUUAUCCGCACUUGAAGCAAGAUGGCUUUUGCCUCCAAGAUGAAUGCUUGCGGCCUGGUGAUCCUUGCUUUGUCAUCCGUUCAGAGCUUUGUCCCAGCCGCCUUCGGAAAGAGUGAGGCUCCACGUCACGAGGUUGGCGCAGCCAUGGCAGCACCAGUUGAACAGGUGGAAUCCAGCAUGGAGUCUUCUCCUUCCAUGAUGCCACUUGCCUUUGGCUUGACUGUUGGAUUGGCACUUGCUCUGCCCCAGCGUGUGUUGGCAGCAUCCACUGGCAAUGAGGAUGUGGGCACUCUGAUUGACCGUCUCUUCACCAAGGAGGCUCUUGGUGCCUUUGGCAUUGCCGGCCUGUCCUGGAACGUCUUCUACCUGCUCUUUGGACUCUCCGGCGCCGGUGUGAUCCUCUUCGCAGCCGUGCUGAGCUUCCUCCUGCCGCCUGCCAAGACCAUGGCCGAUGUGCCGAAGAAGUGAGCGCCAGGAUAGGGACACGGGCUCUGCUUGGGCCCUUUUUUGAGAUGAAAUUCCGAUUGUUUCGACUGGUGAAUCAUCACAUUUACGAGUCUGAAAUAGUCUGAACCUUAAGUGUCACUGUAAUCUUAGGUGCAAAAGUGGUCACUCUGUUGCUGUUGCUGAAUGUGAUGCGUAGUGACAACUCUUUUCUCCAUCAUCGACGGAAAAA
Molecule: messenger RNA, 711 nt
Organism: Cladocopium goreaui
Lineage: Eukaryota; Dinophyceae; Suessiales; Symbiodiniaceae
Source: the annotation of a GenBank genome assembly